CCAGAGCAUCAGACACUUUCCAGGGAACAAUGAAGACCUUCCUUUUUGUAUCCGCAGCAGCUCUGCUGGCCAUAGUGGCAGUCCUGCCACCCAGCACUGACGCCAAGGUGUUUACCAAGUGUGAGCUGGCAUCCCAACUGAAGGCUAAAAUGCCACAAAUGGGACCUGGAGGCAAUAAGAAGAUGCAGGAAAUGCUUGCCAAAGUGAUUUGCAAGGCGGAAACGACUGGCUUCAACACCAGUGCUGUGAACCCUGCUGGUCUCCCUGGUUUCAACCCUCCUCGACCCCCUCCUUCCAAACCUGCUGGACUCCCUAAGAUCCUCUCUGAUAAGAACCACGGCAAGAUACCAGGCUUUGACAAUCUGUUGGGCAUCUUCCAACUCCCCAGCCAAUUGGUCUGCAAUAAUAAGAUGAGCUUGUGCAAGCUUGACUGCAGCAAACUGAUUGAUGAUGACAUCACCGAUGACAUUGCUUGCAUGAACAAGAUUGUUUUUCAGUUCAAAGGCAAGGGGCCUGGUCCUCAGUUUGAAGAGGAGUGCUCUGGGAUCGACGCGUCUUCCUAUCUGUCUGAGUGCAACCUGUCACCAGCAGUCUGAAGCCAAGAACCAGCUUAGAGCAUCUUUCUUCUUUCUUUCUAAACCGAGCUGUCCCAUAAUGUCCUGGUAACAACACCAGCCAGCUGUUAACAGAUGGAUAACUGUUUGUUGUCUAAAAUGAUACACCGUUAGACAAUUUCUGCAACAGAACUGAGACAGCGACAUGCUUGUAUACUGUAAAUCAUUUGUGAUCAUGGUUUUAAUAUUCUAGUUCACUGUUACUUUAUAGGGCAACUGUGUCUGCUGUAAAUGCAAUGUUGAAAUCUGUACUUCCAAACAUCUAUCAGUUAUUAUGACACUGGGAACAGGUACAAUCGUCUGUGACUUUCACUUCUUUUGCAUUUUUAUUUCAAUAAAGCUUCAUGAAA
Messenger RNA from Acipenser ruthenus (sterlet), 964 nucleotides. Its product is annotated as lysozyme C-like. The record is from RefSeq and is a predicted model, not a curated record. Lineage: Eukaryota; Metazoa; Chordata; Actinopteri; Acipenseriformes; Acipenseridae. The coding region runs from base 30 to 596 and encodes 188 amino acids. The transcript is spliced from 4 exons.